Panicum hallii is the source of this 1293-nucleotide messenger RNA. Its product is annotated as protein MEI2-like 6. The record is from RefSeq and is a predicted model, not a curated record. The transcript has 4 exons. Gene Ontology annotation, molecular function: RNA binding. Lineage: Eukaryota; Viridiplantae; Streptophyta; Magnoliopsida; Poales; Poaceae. The coding region runs from base 1 to 1293 and encodes 430 amino acids.
AUGCCGUCCUCCCAACCCCUCUGUUCUGAGGCCAAGCCCUACGUCCCGCUCGCGACGUGCGUAGGCCCUCCUCCGGUGGCCCUGCUUCCAUCGCCGGGCAUCUUCCCGCAGCCGGUCCCGUACCCGUACCAGGCCCCGCCUCCGCAGGCGGGGUUCCUGGGCAGUUUACCGGGCUGCUGGGGCAUCCCGCUGGGCCCCGGCGGCGUGGGGAUACAGGGCGCGUUCCCUCACCCUGCCUGGGCGCCGCCCAUGCCGCCGCCGCACGGAGCUAUUGCCACGCCGGCGGGGACGCCCUGCACAAUGGCGAGGGCUAUGUCGCAGGGCGUCGGCGCGCAGCCUUCGCGCUCCGUGCGCACCGGGCGUGUUCCCGGUGCCCGGCCGCCGCCGCCGCGUCUCGACGUGCCGCCACGGUUGCAGCGGCCGGCGGCGCCGCGUCCGGGGGCUCCCACAGCGUCCCGCUUCGCGAAGCACGCUGCUGCAGGAGGCCACGCGGCCGCGAAGGAGGAUCCAGCGUCCCGCGGCGCCAAGGACCCUGUGGCCGGAGAGGAGGCGGUGGCUAACGAGCCGUCCCCGCGGUCGGUGCUCGUUGCCACGAGCCCGCCGAUCUCGCCGACGACGUCCCUUCCGUCGUCGUUCCCGCUGCCGUGCCUGCCUCCGGCGACCGCGGCCCUAGCCCCGCCAACGGAGCCUCCCAAGAGCGCCGAGCACGGUACAGGUAGCAUGCCUGCCGGACCGCCGAAGAUGAGGCGGCGGCGCGGGCCUCGUCGUGCGCAGCCGGCUCCCCGAGACGAAGUGCGGCGCGGCGUCAUGAAGCCCCGGCUGUUGUUCGAUCCCGCUUCCAAGCGCACCACUCUAAUGAUCCGCCACCUACCCAAUGAUUUCACGAAGCAGAGGCUGAUGUCCAUCAUCGAUGAGCACUGCUUUAUCGAGAACGAGAAGAUCGCGCCUGGCGGGGUGAAGUCGGAAUACGACUUCCUCUACGUGCCAAUCGAUUUCCGGACCUUGGCCAACAAGGGCUACGCGUUCGUGAACCUGACGUCGCCGGACGCGGCGCGCCGGCUCUGGGAGCACCUCCACAGUCACCGCUGGGAGGUAAGGCGCUGCGGCAAGACCUGUGCCGUCGACUACGGAGCCGUGCAGGGGCUUGACAGGUUGGUGGAUCACUUCGCCCGGUCGUCCUUCGAGUGCGACAGCGAGGAGCUCUUGCCGGUGCGGUUCGAGCCGCCGCGGGACGGCACCCGGCCGGCUCAGGGUGUGGCUCAUGUCGUCGGCGGCCUGCGACGCCGCUCGUAG